This is a messenger RNA of Melitaea cinxia (Glanville fritillary), 2566 nucleotides long. RefSeq lists its product as uncharacterized. The transcript has 14 exons. Gene Ontology annotation, biological process: negative regulation of centriole replication. Gene Ontology annotation, molecular function: microtubule binding. The coding region runs from base 1 to 2433 and encodes 810 amino acids. NCBI's taxonomy places the organism in Eukaryota, Metazoa, Arthropoda, Insecta, Lepidoptera, Nymphalidae. The record is from RefSeq and is a predicted model, not a curated record.
AUGAUCGGUUCAUUCUGGAACUUGUGCCGCGCGUGCCCUUCCAUGCCUGUGGAUAAGCUGCACUCGGAAUACCGCAGCACUUACAGAUGGCACGAGUACAAAGAACAACAGCAGCAACAGCAGGGGGUGGUCAAGCAGCCCGCCCCCACCCCGCCUACCGCACUGCCCAUCGCCAGGGGUGCCAUCGAGCCAGCACUGCCUCGUCGUAAGAAGUACCCCGGCGUCGCGUACAAGACGAAUGAACUCUUCGACCCUGCCCCCGUGGACGAUAUCCGGCCUCAGCAGGCGUCCGCCUUCGACCGCGCCCGGAGCGCUCAGAGAAAUGACUCAGACCGCGCCGGGAGACGAAGCAAGUCGGAAGGGCCGCGCCAACCACGCUGGACCGACACCGUGGAGCCAAAGGCCACCACAGCGCUGGGCGAGGUGCUGGCAGUGAAGGAGCCAGAGACGGUCAGCACUGAGUACCGCAACCAGUUCGCCUGGCCCAAGGACACCGACGUUCCGCGGAAGAGUAUCUCGAUGGGCGCGCUCAAGAAGGCCGCUGUAGCUGAAGGGUCAGUUGAGGCUGAACCGCUCAUGAACCACGUGGAUGACCACGACGACGGUCAAAAACGGUACAUCGAAGACUAUCUGUGGAACGGUCAGAAACCUGGCGUGCAGAGAAAAUCGACGUUCCGUAGCGCGCUAUCGGCCCUCAUAUACAACGGGGAGGAUCGUUCCAAAGAUAAUAGGAAACGUUACAAAAGCGAGUACAAAAAGAAAUUUAGACCGUUCUCUCAAUACGUGUACGAGGCGUCUAAAGGGAAAUUUACGAAAUGCAGGGGGAAAGGGAAGUCGAUUGAGGAGGCGAGCGAGAGGUUGGUGGGGGAGACGGACGGGGCAGGGUCGGGGGCGGGGGUGUCACAAGCGAGUGUGGGGGCGAGUGCGGGGGUAGAGGGGGCGGGGCCGGGGCCAGGCGCCGGGGAAGACACGGCCAGCACGCUGCGGGCGGCCGGCCUGCAGCCGCUCGGCCUCGCGCAGGGCGACUCGUGGUACCGAGAGGUGCUGGAUCUGCGCAAGCGCGCCGGCGAAUACAAGUACCGCGGCUGGGGAACUGAGCUAGCUCCUGAACACAUCACUCAGCUUUACAAUAAGCAAAUCGAGCUCUGGUACCAAGUGUCCCGGCGGUCCUCGCUGUCAGCCCUAUCACUCGCUUCCACCAAUCACAAGGCCCUGCCACGUGAUGAGAAGGAUGGAAAGGAAUCCAGAAACCAUUCUCCGAAGAAAUUUAGAUCUUUCCGCUCGGCACCUCACCAGUCCAUCCAUGCCAAGUUGCAAGAAACGAAGGCUUUGGAGCGAUCUCCUCAUAAGACUUCGCCCCAGAAGCAGAGGAAGAAGCUGCAAGGCCACAGCUUCGAUGAAGGAGCUGUCCAAGACGGGGCGAAGUCCGAGGGGUCGUUCCGCUCGCCGCGCCGCCGGCCGCGCUCCGCCGACCCCGCGCCCGCCGCCGUGCGCCACCUGCCCAACGGCGACGUGCACGACCACCCGCGCCCCGCCAAGCCUACUGGUUUGCCGUUAAGUAGGGGCAGUAGUGUUAGAGUUAGGUCGACGUCACGAGGUGGCCGGUCGCCUUCCGCGCCUACCAAAACGGGGGCUGGGAUGAUGAAUGGGGCAGUUGAGGCAAAUGAGACCAUUGGGGCUCUAGGGGCAACGGGGACAGCAGGCAGGGGCAGACGCAGCCGCAGCGUUACAAAAGUGGGCAUAAAAUUGGAUGACGACAUUCCCGCUCAUCGCAGCGCCUCCGUCGCUAAGGACCACUUCUUUGACGACUCCCCGAUCGUCAAAUCUCCCCCCGAGCCGACUCGGGUGAAGUCCCCCGAGCAGAUGAACAUGCGCUCCCCCGACCCGGUCAAUUGGACCGUGCCCCUUGACACUGGCAAGACAUUCACCGUCACUCAGAACGUGAAAAGCGAUGAGAGCAUUAAGCGCCCUAGCUCUGACUUUAAGAGCGCCUCAGUGGCCGACGAGCCCGCCGCGAAGCCGGCAGAAAUCGCUCCAAUACAUCACCAGCAAAUGUCACCAAUACGCUCUCUUAAAAAGAGCGAAUCGCCGACUAGCCUGAGCAAGCGCACCGACAAGACGCCCACCACGCCCGUAAGCCUCACUCCCAUCGACGAGACCAAAGCCCUCGACAUGAACAACAUCAACGGAGUUAAUGGCCUCAACAGUAACCAGCUAACUCCUGAAACACCAGUCAAGGACACAAUCAAAGAUAUCAAAGAGAAAGAAGUCAUUAAGAAGUCGACUGAAGCGACUCAGGUGGCCCCCGGUGUAGUGGACACGACCGUGGUCAAUGAGACCCCUAACACGGGAGGUCUGACCGCAGCGGAAGUUCUCGACAGAGCCCGCACGAGAUUCGACAAAUUCUGGGGCAAGAAAGAGGACGACGUUUAGUCAUUUCGAUAAAUCAUUUGCAUGUAAAUUGUGACAGUUACAAGUUCCUAAAAGUAUUAAAAAAAUUCUAUUCUAACUGGAUUGAAUCUCAUAGCGCAUGCUGUGACAAUUUACAGCGAAUUACGAAAAAAAA